AGCCAUUCCGUUCAUUUAAUGUCAUUGGAUUUUAUUACUUGUGAACAUCAAGUUUUAUUUUCUUUAAUACACACCUACAUGAGUUUAGACUUGGAAGAAGCUAACGAAACACAACAAUUAAUGCAGAAUGAAGGAGAGGAGGAGGAACAGAAGACGUUCCAAUCAGCGACGUCUCCUGUUACCAGUAAUAAAAUGUCAAGCGGCGCAGCCAGUCUUAGCUCACAGCGGAACCCACAGCUCCAGCCUAGUUCAGGGGCAAGCUUAAAUGAGUCUACUAAAGUAUCAUACGUAAACGAAAGACGAUUACAUCGAGAUUUAAUGCGUUCGAAUUAUAAUAAUAGACCUAAACAUAUACCAAAAGAGGCACCAGAUGUGAAGCAUAUGGAAAAGGCUUUACUAGAAUUACUGGAUGAUUUUCAUACUGGUAAGUUAAGUGCUUUCAGUUCUGGGUGCAGUAUGGAACAGAUGAUCAAUGUCAGAGACCAACAAGAGCACUUGGCUCGAUUACACUUCCGGCUGUGUGCAGAUGUUGAGAAACCAACUGACAACAGUUUUGACAAUUCAGCCGCACGGGAUAAGAUGGCACAAUUAGUGCAAAGUCUUGAACAAUUAUCUACUUCAAUAGAACAUUUACACUCUGGAAAUCAAACAAACUCUACUAAUGAUCAAUAACUUAUUGUGUGAAGAAACACAUGUUAAUUACUUAAAUAAAAUGAUUGUAUAUUGUUUUAAAUAAAUUAAUAUUUUGUUAAACAUUUGAUACUUUUUGUAUAAAAUAUUUAAAUAAUGUGUUUAAAUUAAUGUGAUCAAUUUCUUAUAUAAUCCUUCUAUUAAUAAUAUUUUAUUUAAGUAUUCAAUUAAAAUUUGCAUUCCAAAACAAUAAUAGAUCGUUUUUUACUAAC
This is a messenger RNA of Achroia grisella, 902 nucleotides long. RefSeq names its product coiled-coil domain-containing protein 28A. Lineage: Eukaryota; Metazoa; Arthropoda; Insecta; Lepidoptera; Pyralidae. The coding region runs from base 19 to 672 and encodes 217 amino acids. The transcript has a single exon. The record is from RefSeq and is a predicted model, not a curated record.